Messenger RNA from Prorocentrum cordatum, 1751 nucleotides. The record is from the annotation of a GenBank genome assembly. Lineage: Eukaryota; Dinophyceae; Prorocentrales; Prorocentraceae.
CUCAAAUCGUUGUCAUCCAGUGGUCCGUAGCCGUUUUGGCUUAAGACCACGCUCUUCUCGUGCACGCAAUCGUGCGUUUGGCGCCAUGAGCAAGAGUGUCGUGGAAUACAGCAGGUCUGGAAGCGAUGGUGAGUCAGAUGACGACGACGACGGUACUGACGCCUCUUCAGGAUCAGGCGGUGCACCGGUACGAAUACUUCUCCUCGCGUUUAUGUUCAUGUUCCAGGGCUACGGCUGCAUGGUCGGAAAUCCACAGCAUGCGCUGAAAAUGAAGCUGGAUCCUGACGGGACUUGGGGCGAGCAGGAGUCCAAGAAUUUUCAAGAUGCGACCGCUUCGUUUCAGCUCGCGAAGCUGUUCAUGCGGAUCGGGCAGAUCGCUUUCUUGGUGUUCUUGCGGCCGAACGGAAUUGUGUUUUUGUCGUACAUCGUUAUGUUUGUCGCGCUCCUCACGCCUCUGAUUGGAGUCUGGGGCAUGGGUAUCGACAGCCUCUGGAUUGUCUACGUCCAGUACAGCUUGGGUGGUGCCGCGGUUGGCAUGUUCGAGGGCACGUUCUUGACUGCCAUCAGCUCCCUCGGUAAGGACACCAAGACCUUCACCAUCAUGGGGGCGCCGCUGGGCUUCGCCGUGAACAAUGUGAUCCUUGGGCUUCUGUCGCAGUGCGGCAUGCCCGCGCAGCUGUACUACGUCUACAACGCCGCGUGCGUACCGAUCGCUGCGGCCAUCUUCUACCACUUCGCGCCCCGCGAGGACGGAAAGAGCGACGGCAAAGGCUGCCAGGUGUUCGCCAACUCUAUGAGGCACGCCCGCGCAUGGCUGCCCAUGAUGAUCCCCUGGCUGGUCGCCAAGUUUAUCGGCAACUUCGUCCUGGAAGACGGCUUCCCGCUGCUCUUCAACACCUUCAAUACGAGCCAGGUGCCCAUGUGGGGGGGCCCAGACAGUACGCGGACAAUCUCCUUCGCGCUGUACGCUUCGCUGUACUGGUUUCCCAUGAUGGCACUGGGCGACACGAUCAGCAGGCGAGUGCCGAACUGGAUCUCCAUCGACAGCGGCUCGCAGAUCUUCCUGUGUCUGGCCUCCAGCGUAGUCAUGUGCGUCGGCGGAGAGGCGCUGGACUUCCUGCUGAUUCCUAUCGUCACCGGGAUCGCGGCGUUCAUCUCGAACUUCGGGAAUGGCUUCAUCUAUGGCCUGUCCGCGAAGUUCAUCGACCUCUAUGUGUCCGAGGAGCACCGCUACGCCGCCUACAAUUUGUGGUGUUUCGCUGGCGAUCUCGGCGGCUACGCAGGCCAGAGCAGCUUCUCCGUGACGCUCGCGCACCAGGCCUGCGAGGGCCACCACUACGAGUACGUCUGCCACCUGCAACAAGCCACCGCCCCGAGCGCAAGGUGAUUUUUCGAGGGCGGCGGCGGUGUUCAGUGGUGCAAGAGGUGGCGCGCGCCCGCGGGAGACAGGGCGGGGAGCGGCAGGGUAGUGUUGAUCAGGAAAACGCUCAAGCGAUGGGGGGAGAGGGAGAGUGCGCGGGGGGCGCAGUUGAAGUCUAUCGGGACGCUCAUUGAAUAGCGGUCCGCAAACCCGGACUCCAGAACAAGCAUCCCUAACGUCCAAUUACCAGUUACUCGCAUUAUCAUUGGUGCCUCUGCUGCAAAGCAGCAGGGCUUUGUAAUUGGAGUUCCAGUAUCACCAAGUGGGACUCGGCGCUCCGCGAGCGGCUGAAACAAAUAAAUCUUUGUCUUCCAAUGUGGCAUUCCCCGCA